CAACGUCCAAUACCUAUCGUGUUUGCCGAGUGAACGAUGCGUGAUACUGUCAAGCAAGAAAACCUAUUGUGUCAUAGAUAAACAUAGUCCAAACGAUUGUACAGCGAUUAUAAACAAUAUAUCAACAUCUCCUAGUGGAUUAUACAGAAUAAAUAUUCCAGUUCUUGGUCACGUGACCGCCUUUUGUGAAAUGGAGGCCGACGGUGGAGGAUGGACAGUUUUCCAACGUCGUCUUCACGGAUCUGAAGAUUUCUACAGAACAUGGGAGGAAUACAAAAACGGAUUCGGAAAUUUGACCGCGGAAUUCUGGUUUGGCAAUGAGAAGCUGCAUCACUUACUGAGUCAGGGAUCAUAUCAGUUACGAAUGGACAUGAGUGAUUUCAACGGCAAAACACGUUAUGUGAAAUACAGUAGUGUAUCCCUUGGGAACGAGGCUACAAAAUACCAGAUUUCCUUAUCUGGUUUCUCAGGGGACGUCGGUGACUGUUUCACUUCAACAACCUAUGGCCAACCAAUACAAAACAUGAAGUUCUCGACGAAAGACCGAGACAACGACUAUGUAACUUAUAACUGUGCCGUGAAGUUCCAGUCUGGGUGGUGGCACAAUAAAUGUCACUGCGCUAACCCUAACGGUCUCUAUUUGGCGGGAGACACAACCGUGUUCGCUAAAGGGAUAACGUAUUAUCCGUGGUUAACGCAUUACUACUCUCUGAAGACAAUUCGACUUAUGGUUAGAAAAACUGUGUGAUUUGUUGAUCAACUUAUGGUUAAAAAAUUGU
Saccostrea cuccullata (small rock oyster) is the source of this 779-nucleotide messenger RNA. Its product is annotated as ficolin-2-like. The transcript has 5 exons. The record is from RefSeq and is a predicted model, not a curated record. Lineage: Eukaryota; Metazoa; Mollusca; Bivalvia; Ostreida; Ostreidae. The coding region runs from base 191 to 748 and encodes 185 amino acids.